Messenger RNA from Acanthosepion pharaonis, 666 nucleotides. NCBI's taxonomy places the organism in Eukaryota, Metazoa, Mollusca, Cephalopoda, Sepiida, Sepiidae. The record is from the annotation of a GenBank genome assembly.
AUGUCAGUCUAUAAUUAUCUCUCUAUAUCUCUAUCUAUAAAAGGCAGGAUCUUCUGUUCGUUAUCUAUCUAUCUAUCUAUCUCACUUGAUCAUAUCUAUCUAUCUAUCUAUCUAUAUAUCUAUCUAUCUAUCUAUCUAUCUAUCUCUGUUGACAUCUACCAAUCUCACUCUGUUGAUAUCUAUCUAUCUAUCUAUCUAUCUAUCUAUCUAUCUAUCUAUUUAUCUAUCUAUUUACCUCUUUGGAACCUAUCUAUCUAUCUAUCUAUCUAUCUAUCUAUCUAUCUAUCUAUCUAUCUCAGUCUCUUCAUUUUCUAUGUCAGUGUAUUCAUAUCUGUCUAUCUAUCUCAGUCUCUUCAUUUUCUAUGUCAGUGUAUUCAUAUCUAUCUAUCUAUCUAUCUAUCUAUCUAUCUAUCUAUCUAUCUGGUCUGUUUAUAUCUAUCUCAAUCCCUUCGUUAUCAAUGUGAGAAUAUUCAUAUCUAUCUAUCUAUCUAUCUAUCUAUCUAUCUAUCUAUCUAUCUAUCUGUAUGUCUGUCUAUUUAUCUCAAUAUCUUUAUCUAUCUGUCUAUCUCAAUGUGUUUGUUAUCUAUCUAUCUAUCUAUCUAUCUAUCUAUCUAUCUAUCUAUCUUUAUCGGUUUUUCCAUAUCUAUUUAUCUAUCUAUCUGUUAA